UUGGAUCUACUCGAUUUUUAUCUAAAUGGGAAGGAAGAUCAUAAAUUCGAGAGAAUUGUCGCGCCCCAGUGGGAUGAUCCGAAACCUAUGACGCAGGAGACGAAGAAGAGGAUUGCUAAAAUAGAGGAGUUGGGUCGCUCCGAUCCCAUCUCUGUGUAUCGGGAGUCGCUUGUGACAGAACCACCGGUUAUUGGGGAAAGGGCCAGAUCUCCUUAUCAAUUCGUGAAUGUCUACGCCAAAGAACCAAAGCCUCGACCGAAGUUUGCAGACAUUUUAGAGACGAUGCGGAGCAAAGCAACGUGCAUCGAUGAUCCGAAGUACAAAUCAGAGGUCAAUGGGCAAAAGAGCCAGCCGCCGACGCAAAGAAACACGGAUCAGUCGAACGGUACCUCUGAAAAUAUACCUUCCAACUCUGCAGUAAAUCCUGCCGCGUUAGAUGAGCUCGACAACCUCAACUCGGAGAGUUCCUUCAGCUACGACGAUGAUGUAGGAGACUCGGAACUCCUUACCAGAAUAAGAGAGGCAUUUACAGAUAAUUCGGAGCCAAUUCCCACAGUACCCAAGACACCUGAAAGACGGCGCCGUAGCUCUAGUCUUGCACCGAAUACUCCAUCUCCCGCGAAACGAAACAUAGAAGACGAGGAGCCAGACCCAGGCCAAUCAUCGUUUACCACGUCGAAAGAGGAAGAUCUCGCUGCGAUGUUUCUUGAAAAUCCUUGGUUCGCAUUCAAGAAGCGAAAUCCAAAACAGGUGUUUUUGUGCAACUAUGAUGCCGAGUGUGUACCCUUCAAAGUUGUGAAAGGAGGGAAAGUAUUAGGCGAGUGGGUAUUCGCCCUCGACAUGGUGUACAGGAAGGACGCAUUGCAUCAAUUACUGAUGGCGACAUCACUCCAUGCUAAUGACCCUGGCAACAGGAUGAUGGAGACUAUCUUGCAAAAAUUUGAUAGGGAGCCAGAGGUUGUCUACAAGAAAAAGUUCGUAUCCAGGGAUGGGGCCCUUCGAUUCACGGUCAAGGAACUUUGGUGCGAUGAUGAGUGGAAGUUCAACUUGGAAGCCAGAGUAAAUUUCCCAAGGCUCCUUCGCAUGAUGGAGACAAGCCGCAGGGUGGAAUUAGAAUCUGAUUCGUGGUUGGACUGGUUAGAUUGUUCUGAAAAGAAUUGAGGUUCUGGAGAUCGGAGAUUUAAUAUAUGGCUGUCGGGAACGCACAUUAAAGGAAUAAAUUGUAUCAUCAUUUCUUGUGUCAACGACAAAGCUCGCUGCGCCUGAAAAUUUUAACGAUGGAAGC
Messenger RNA from Desarmillaria tabescens, 1285 nucleotides. RefSeq lists its product as uncharacterized. The transcript is spliced from 6 exons. Lineage: Eukaryota; Fungi; Basidiomycota; Agaricomycetes; Agaricales; Physalacriaceae. The record is from RefSeq and is a predicted model, not a curated record. The coding region runs from base 88 to 1161 and encodes 357 amino acids.